CAGGGAGUUUUGCUUCCGGGUGGACUAAGAAAACGGGCAUUUCAAGACACAUUUCAACCGCGUCGUCACACCUGCCGGGAUGGAUCUUGGCAAAGCAAAGCUGCUUCGGUCGGGUCUCAACACGCUGCACCAGGCCAUCCACCCCGUGCACGGGAUCGCGUGGACGGACGGCAAGCAGGUCUGCCUUACGUCUCUCUUCAUCGUCAGCGGCGAGGUGAAUUUCGGCGACACGAACGUCAUCGGGCAGUUCGAUCACGUCCUCGGCCUCUUCUGGGGACCGCUGUGCUGCUCGGACUCCCCGGCCCUGCUGGCCGUCCAGCACAAGAAACACGUUACCGUGUGGCAACUGCAGCUCAGCGCGCUGGAGCAGAACAAGCUGCUGUGCACUCAGACCUGCGAGAUGAGCGAGCCGUUCCCUCUGCUCUCCCAAGGCUGCGUCUGGCACCCUAAACUGGACAUCCUGGUUGUGCUGACCAAGAAGGACACUUCUUUGCUGUUUUCCGUCAGAGUGGACAACAGGAGGAUCAAAGCGGACAUCAAAGGUAGUGGACUGAUCCACUGCGCGUGCUGGACUAAGGACGGCACGCGCCUGGUGGUGGCUAUAGGAAGUUCCCUGCACUCUUACAUCUGGAAUGACAUCCAGAAGAAUCUGGUGGCCUGCUCCUUCUGCCCCAUCUUCGACGUGGGGGGCUACAUCUGUGCCAUCGAGGCCACGGGGGAGGCUCAAGUAGCGGUGGCCACGGAGCUGCCUCUGGACAAAAUCUGCGGGUUGAAUGCCGGCAUGGCCUUCGACAUGGUGUCGGAGGCCGAGUCCCUGCAGGGCCGCGGCUCGCACGUGGCCCUGACGGAAGAAGACAGCGUUCUGGACUCGCGAAGGAGAUCUGAAUCUGAGAGUUCCUACACCCCCUGCUCAGGCCCUCUGGACCUCACCCACCUCCUGGCGAGGCACCGCCGCUCCGACCCCAGCCCCCUUCUCCACCUGCGUCGCAGAGACACCAUGACGGGCUCGGGCCAGGACUCCUCGCACCUCAUCCUGGUCACCUACGAGCGCAAAGUCACCACCAGCCGCAAAGUCAGCAUCCCCGGGAUUUUGGUUCCGGACGUCGUGGCGUUCGACCCGCGCGGCUCCACGGUGGCGGUGGCCUCCAACACCUGCAACAUGGUGCUGGUGUACUGCAUCACGGCCUCCGCCAUGCCCAACAUUCAGCAGAUCUCUCUGCAGGCGAACGAGAGGCCCAAAGGAGUCUGCUUCCUCAAUGACAAGCUGCUGCUGCUGAUGGUGGGCCGGCAGAAGUCCAACGACCCCGCCUUCCUCCCGUCUUCUAACACGGACAAGUACGUUCUCCGCCUGGUAGCCAAAGAGCUGAUGGCCGAUGGAGAGACUCCAAUCACGCCACCUGCUCACAACCGUGAGUCCGCUUGUAUUUUAAGCGCAGGGAUUAGGAGGCACUCGGAGCACCUAUCUAAGGACGACCGGGAGCACCCGGGGAUAAAGGACUUGGUGUUACCUGGUGGGGGAGUCGUUCGCUCUGCUGGUAACAGGCGCAGGCUGGUGGAGGAGUUGAGGAGCGGCGAGCCCAGCCCCGUCGCGAGCACCGUGGACUUCUUCGACCGAGCCCCGUCCAGCCCCUCGUCCGUCACGGUGGAGAACUUCGACGUGGACCACGUCAACCGCAUGAGCUGCCUGGCGGUGGCCGGCCAGGCGAGCAGAGACUCCAGCCGGGCCUGCUCCCCUCGCCACGAGCCGUCGGACAAGCUCCACACGGACCCGACGCUGCCUUACCCCGACCGGGCGAUGGGCCCCGCCAAGGAGCGCGCGCUGGAGCAGCUGGUUCUCAACAUGGAGAGGCUUUUCACGCGCUUCGCGGACGUGCAGCAGUGUCUGACGGAAAUCCGAGAUUACAACCAGAACGGCAAGAAGGCCCAGGGCGCCUACCCCAGCGCCUCCGAACCCCCCUAUGUCAACGUCACAUGUCAGAAGCAGCUGUCGGAGAACGUGUUCAUCGACGAGCGGCGGCCGGUGCUGCUGUGUGACGGGAAGCUGUGUCUGCGCGUCCUUCAAGACCUCUUCAACCUGACGAUUGUGGAGAUGACGUAUGGGCCGCUGUGGGUGGUGCUCGUGGCCGACGGAGACGGCUUCGUGCCUCUGACCUUCAAGCCCAAAGAGGAGCUCACGGUGCGGAACGGGAAGAGGAAAAGUACCCUGCGGACCCCCGGGAGCCCCGAGACCUCCGUCCCGUCCAGUCCAGGCCCCGGCCAAAGCCCCAACAUGACCGCAGACUUCUCCACAUAGUGCCUCCUCACACAGGUGUCAGUUGAUGGACUCACACAGGUGUAUCCUCAUAACUUAUGAAAUGAAAGCGUGCCCCAAAGAAUGCGUUUCCUUGGGACGUCUCGUUGGACUAAAUGCAGUUCCUCUACCGACGGCUCCGAGUAUGUUUUUAGAGACGUUUUAACACAUCCUGCUGUCCAGGUCCAAGAGCCAGUAGAGGCUUGAUUUUUGUUUGUUUGUUUGUUUGUUUGUUCUGUAUUUGUUAAUGGAGCGCUGCAGAAGUAAAAAAAUCUAGAUUUUUACCCCGUAAAAUGUCUGGAUUUUCACUUCUAUGCCGAAUGGUCUCACUCGAACGGAUGCACGUUGCACACGGGUUAGAUUCCGCAUUGCCACGCAACACUCUGGAAAUAAUAUCUAAAAUGUUAAUAUGAACGCAGUUUAUGCACCUUUUCUUCCACAUUUUGUAACGUCACCAAGCGCAGUGACACACAACCGACCACUAGAGGGGGCAAGACUCAACAGAAACGUCCCCGUCAUUGCAAUAAAGGGUCAAAUAUGUGUGAACAUAUGUCUUAAAAUAUAUAUAUUUUGCCAGCGUUUUCAAUAUUAAAUCUGCAUAACUAGUGUGCGCUCCUUUUCUGUGUGUGUCGCUUAUUUACACUCCGGUGAAGAAACACAACGCCA
Molecule: messenger RNA, 2956 nt
Organism: Cyclopterus lumpus (lumpfish)
Lineage: Eukaryota; Metazoa; Chordata; Actinopteri; Perciformes; Cyclopteridae
Gene: wdcp
Product: WD repeat and coiled coil containing
Exons: 4
Coding region: 80-2293 (737 amino acids)
Molecular function (GO): kinase binding
Source: RefSeq, a predicted model, not a curated record